Messenger RNA from Chlamydomonas reinhardtii, 1408 nucleotides. RefSeq lists its product as uncharacterized. NCBI's taxonomy places the organism in Eukaryota, Viridiplantae, Chlorophyta, Chlorophyceae, Chlamydomonadales, Chlamydomonadaceae. Bases 93 to 1031 code for a protein of 312 amino acids. Gene Ontology annotation, molecular function: N-carbamoylputrescine amidase activity. The record is from RefSeq and is a predicted model, not a curated record. The transcript is spliced from 7 exons.
UUGGGCAGUUUUGUGGCAGCAAUUGUUUGUAACUUCCAUUCUGUAGCCCUGCGGAGGCAGCCCACAUCAUAGGAUCGAGCCAAAGUAUAACCAUGGUUAGGAAAGUAAUGUUGGCUGCAACGCAGUUUGAGUGCACAGCAGACAAGGCCGCGAAUGCUGACAAGGCCGAGGAGCUCGUUCGUAAAGCUGCGGCCGCUGGCGCAAACAUCAUCUUGUUACAGGAGCUGUUCCACGGCCUGUACUGGUGUGCGGUGCAGGACCCCGCCUUCCUGUCCUGGGCCGCGCCGCUGGAGGGGCACCCGCUGCUGGCGCGGUUCGGAGCCCUGGCGGCGGAGCUGGGGGUGGUGCUGCCGGUCCCGUUCUUCGAGCGGCACAACAACGCGCACUUCAACAGUGUGGCGGUCAUGGACGCGGACGGCAGCUGCAAGGGCGUGUACCGCAAGAGCCACAUACCGGACGGGCCCGGCUACACGGAGAAGUUCUACUUCAACCCGGGCGACACGGGGUUCCGCGUGUUUGACACCAAGUACGGCCGGAUCGGCAUCGCCAUCUGCUGGGACCAGUGGUUCCCGGAGGCGGCCCGGGCUCUGGCGCUGCAAGGCGCCGAGGUGGUGUUGUUCCCCACCGCCAUUGGCUCGGAGCCGCAGGACCCGGCGCUGGACUCGUACGGACACUGGGUGCGCGUGCAGCAGGGACACGCCGGCUCCAACCUUGUCCCCAUCAUCGUCUCCAACCGCAUCGGGGCCGAGCGCCUGCCGCCGCCGCACCAGGCCGCCGGCAACACCUUUUACGGCGGCAGCUUCAUCGCGGGGCCGCAGGGGCAGGUGCUGGCGCAGGUGGGCGCGGCGCCGGGCGCUCUGGCGCACGGCAAUGCCGACCCCGCGCCCGCCCGUGUGGAGGGCUUCUGUGUGGCCGAGGUGGACCUGGGGGCGGCGGCGGCGGCACGUGCGGCGUGGGGCGUGUACCGCGACCGGCGGCCCGAGCUGUACGGCGCACUGGCCACACUGGGGGGCAGCAGACCGCCGCUGUGACCGGGGGGAGGAGAGGAGAGGGGAGGGGAGGGAGAGGGGAGGGGGAGGGAGGGGGAGGGAGGGGGAGAGUGGAGGGAGAGAGGCGUGAGGAGGGGGGCGUGAGGAGAGGGGCGAGGAGAGGGGCGAGUGUGGUAAUGGCCGGUGCGGGGGUGGCACUAUGCUGCUGCGUGUCGUAACGCCGGGGCGCACACGCCGGGCUCGAGCGGGCUGUGGGUCACGUAUGGGUCGGGUGCGGACCUGUCACGUAUGGUAGUGGUAGUUCGUGGAACUGGCGACCGAACGGACCGGACUGGGCCGACAGUGUGUCUCAGGUGACACUGCGAAAGAAGAAGCGCGCUGCUGCGACUAGCCUGCGAGUACUGUAAUGCCGCCGGGGC